This is a messenger RNA of Poecile atricapillus (Black-capped chickadee), 4037 nucleotides long. RefSeq lists its product as uncharacterized. The coding region runs from base 78 to 1043 and encodes 321 amino acids. The transcript is spliced from 5 exons. NCBI's taxonomy places the organism in Eukaryota, Metazoa, Chordata, Aves, Passeriformes, Paridae. The record is from RefSeq and is a predicted model, not a curated record.
CUGUGGAGAUCCAGCAGGGAUCCAUCCAGUGUCCAUCAUGGCUGUGGUGAUCCAACACUGUCCAUCCAGUGUCCAUCAUGGCUGUGGAGAUCCAGCAGUGUCCAUCAUGGCUGUGGAGAUCCAGCAGUGAUCCAUCCAGUGUCCAUCAUGGCUGUGGAGAUCCAGCAGUGUCCAGCAGUGUCCAUCAUGGCUGUGGUGAUCCAACACUGUCCAUCAGUGUCCAUCAUGACUGUGGAGAUCCAGCAGUGUCCAUCAUGUGUCCAGCAUGGCUGUGGAGAUCCAGCAGUGAUCCAUCCAGUGUCCAUCAUGGCUGUGGAGAUCCAGCAGUGUCCAUCAUGGCUGUGGAGAUCCAGCAGUGUCCAGCACAGUGUCCAUCAUGGCUGUGGAGAUCCAGCAUGAUCCAUCCAGUGUCCACUGCCGGUUCCUACAGGUGCCACGUGAGCCAAGGCAGAGCUGGGCCGACACCUCCAGGGUUGGUUCUGGGGUCUCCAGCCAUGCCUCCGAUGUCUCACAGCAAAACCCGCCCGACCCUGAUGUUUACGGUGACAAUACUUGAAAAGCCUGGAUGUUGGGAGAGCAGAUUCUUGCUGCUUUUCUGCUGGAUGUGCGGAGUCCUUUGGCACAGGCUCCCUUUGGGUGUCUCUGCCAGCGUUUGCCGCCUCACCCAGGGCCAGGACUUGCAUUUCCACUGGGAAAGGGAGAGAAAUCCACACUCCAGGCAAGAGCAAACCUUAACCAGCACCCCUGGGCCAGGCAGCUCUGCUGUCGUGUCUCUGUGUCAGCGUCUCGUUGUUCUCUUCAGUUCCUUGCUGGCCCCCACAGCACACGUUCCUGUGGCCGGUGACAGGCAAAUGUUUGCAAUUAUAUGGAUUGAAGCAACAUAUCCCCCCGGGGCAAAGUGCUGGGAAUGUCUUGCCCUGUUUGCAUCCGACAUUUCCAUUCCUCCUGUGGGAAGAGGAAGCUUCAGAUCUCAAAAUGGCAUUUUCUUUGCACUCACUGCAAACUGGACUCAAGGUUUGGUCAGGAGGGGGCACUUGCCUUAGAUGAAACGAUUUCACGUCCCUCUCAUUGCCCUCUUCCUCCUGCAAGGCCGCUCGGUGUUUGGAGUCUCCAGUUCACUCCGUUUCAGGUAUUCCGACAUCAAAGUGGGAGACGUCACUUUCCGGAAUCUCUCUGCCUGGUGUCACCGCUUGAAUAAUUCCGUUUAAUCUUCUGCUCAUGAGCUAUCAAAGCACCCACUCCGAGGGGGAGCGAGGUGCUAAUCAAACGCUUCUCCACCUUGAAAGCCUUUAUUAAAACCCCACAUAGGAGAGUGGAGCUCGCAGGCAAGGCUGGCCCCGCGUCAGCCCCGCUGAGGAGCUGCAGCCACCGAAGCUUGGAGGGUGUGGACGGCGAGUGGUCCAAGCUUUGCCAUAAAGGAUGGAUUUAAAGGGAGGCAGGAGGGAUCAGCACGGCCAAAGCGCUGGAAACCCUGUGAAAUCCAGCAUGGAUAUCCAUGGAAACCCUGGAUAUCCUGUCUGCAGCUGAGUGAGGAACCCAUCGUGGGGACAGCACUGAGAAACAAAACUGCUGCCGUGGCCUCGCUGCAUCCCAGCAGCAUUCCAGGUGUGGAAUUUCAGGUUUUUCCCUGAAGGAUGGCCGUGGGGACAGCAGUGCCUCCCUGCAGGGCUCGGGGCUGUGACGUGCUGGGGCGGUGCCAGCAGAGACCUUCAUCACAGCAGUGCCUUCCACACUCUGUCUUAAACUCCUGGUGGCCCUCCCCGUGUCGGUGUUCCCUCCUGCCUUCCACUGACUCCACAAAAAAUGUCCCAGUGUAGGAAAGAGUUUGGGUGGGCACGUGGAGGGCAAAGGUGAGAGGGUUUAAGGCUCUGGGGUUGCAUUCUGCCCACUGCUGGCUCUGAGCUCCUUGUGGGGGUCAGGUCUGCGUGGAAAAAGGGUCAGAGCAUCCCCUGCUCCACUGGGCACAGCCUCCAAGCAAGGUCUCACCCCCACAGGAGCCAGCAGGGAUGAGGAAGGCCAGGUUGGCACAAGGCAGAGCAGCUCCUGGCACGGUCCCUGUGCUGCUCCAGAGCCUCGAGCCCCUUCCCUGGCAGCAGCCCAGCCACGUUCUCCUGUCACUGGCUGUUCUCCAUCCAGUUUCCUGCGCUGUCAGAGCUCACCUGUCACAGGGACUCAGCUCCCCAAACUAAAUGAAAUUAAAAUAGACUGACUUGAAUAAGCUGGGCCAUCAGGGAGAGCUCACGUGUGACUGUGCCCUGGAGAGAAGAAAAAAUCUUCUGAGGAGGGUAAAUAACUGACAUCAAAGAUGCAUUAAAAUGCCACAGAGCUUCAGCCAUCUAUUCCAGAGCCACGUUUGUCCCAGGAAUUGCAGGACAGUAGUGCAGGGAGCCGUGACAUUGUAGGGAGUUGUGCGCGAGGAAGAGCUCGGAGCACAGUCCCAUCCUCAGUAAAAACACCCAGCCUGGACCCAAAGCAGAGAGCAGGGGGUCAGAGGCUGAGGGCAGAGCACUGGGGACAGCUCUGAGGCCACCUGCAUGGGCAGGAUGGUUUGGUUUUAUUGAUGAGACACUCGGUGGGGAACAAUUUGAGGUGCCCGUGUGCACAGCGAGGGCGCCGCUGGGGAUCCGCUGAGCUGAGCAACCCCAAAUGUGCCAUUUCAGUGCAGUUUGGUCAGUUUAGCUCUGCAGGGGAAGAGGAUGGGAGCCUUUGGAGCAGUUCUGGCUGUCUGAAAGGCUUUGUGCAAAGCCUCUUCACCCUGCAAAUCCCCAAAUUCAGGUGCUGCUCCUGUUCUGGGCAGGCCAUGUAACAGCUGAGGGUGGUGCCUGGUGCCUUCCUGGCUGCUGGAAGAAAGCUGGGGGUCUGUGGUGUGUGCCCUGCACCCCGGGGUGCUCUGCUGGGUGCUGGCACCGUGCUGGGUGGGGAGGUGGAGGGGUGGGGCAGUGUGGGGUGGCAGAGCUCGAUUGCCCCGUGCUGGAAAAGCCACUCCAGUCCCUCCCGGCUGUGUGCCCGCCGUGCUGAGGCGGCACCCGCGGGUGUUGUGGCCGUGCUGAGAGCAUGGCGGUGUCUCUGUGUUGUCCUUUCAGACCCCACUUUGUCCCCGUGUUUCCCAUCCCUCCCCUUCCUCUGUAACCGUGGAACAUAAUCCUGAAAAAAUUGACCUUUCUGCAGCGCUGAGGAACACGCUCCGAAGGCCCGAUUGCACGGACAAUAUCCCAAAUAUCCCAAAUAUCCCAAAUAUCCCAAAUAUCCCAAAUAUCCCAAACUCCCCGGGCCUCCCAAGGCUGCCAAAUCAAACAUGGGAACUCCUGUAUGGCCUUUCCUCUGGGAUUUUUAAUACCUCUCUUUCGAAUAAGCUCGGGAGUUUAUGCAACAGCUUCUCCAGCCGGCGUUUCCAUCCCGAGGAGGGCACACAAAGGUGCAAGAGGAGCCGUGGGGAGGGAAAAGAGUUGAUUUUGCCACGUUGUUUCACGGCUUCAGAAGAUGCAGUAAAAAUGUCCUUCUCUUACUGCUGAGUUUUUGCUGGGGGCCGUGAGGAGAAGCAGCAAAGGGAAGGGAAUGUACAGGUACUAAAACUUCUGGAGUCCCCCCAAAAACAUCACAGAAUGUAGAGGUAUCAGCCAUGGAACAGAUUCUGGUUUCUUCUUCCCCUUCUCCUUACAGACCAACCCCCACCAGUUUUAGGGGAUUUGUGUAUUGGCAGGAACAGGAAUUGAUUUGUAUCUGUGCCCAUCCCACCGUAUCGUUCUCUGGCUCCUCCCCUCCCCGAUAUACUUGACACACUGGAGUUCUGUAUUAUAUUUUUUUUUUAAGAUGAUUGUCUGUUUUUUGUUGUUUUUACAAGUGUUGUGGAAAAGAAAAACAAAUGUAAGAAAGUUUAAGUAUUUAAAAAUGUUCCAAGGAAAUAAAAGGGGGUUUUGUUAUUAUUCUAAUAUAUUAUUGUGUACCUAUUGUAAAUAUGAAACACUCCUAUUUUGCAAGCCAAGGACUCACUUUGUACUGUUGUUAUAUAUAAAUAAAGUUUACUGGUUAAAAAAACC